AUGGGUUCCGUUGCCACAUUGACACCCGACCAAAUCCAGGUCAUCAAGGCCACCGUUCCUGUUCUGGUCGCACAUGGUCAACCUAUUACAACGGUGUUCUACAAGAACAUGCUCAAUGCGCACCCUGAGCUAAACAACGUCUUCAAUGUGCCAAACCAGCGUAAUGGGCACCAGCCCCGUGCCUUGGCUGGUGCUCUCUUCGCAUAUGCUUCAAAUAUUGACAAUCUGGGGGCCCUGGGUCCUGCAGUGGAGCUCAUCUGCAACAAGCAUGCUUCUCUAUACAUUCAACCGGAGCAGUAUCAGAUUGUCGGCAAGUUCCUUUUGGAAGCAAUGGGCGAGGUGCUCGGAGAUGCUUUCACUCCAGAGAUCAAGGAUGCGUGGGCCACAGCAUACUGGCAGCUUGCCGAUAUCAUGAUUGGCCGGGAGAGGCAAAUCUACGAACAGAGCCACGGCUGGACGAACUGGCGCGAGUUCAAAAUCCUCGACAAAGUGCCGGAAUCAGAGGAGAUCACCUCGUUCUAUCUCGCUCCCGUCGACGGCCAGCCUUUGCCGUCGUUCCAACCCGGUCAAUACCUCUCCGUGCGAAUCAACGUACCGGAACUACACUGCCUGCAGCCCCGUCAGUACUCGCUCAGCGACAAGCCGUCCCGGGAAUUCUACCGGAUCAGCGUCAAGAAAGAGAAAGGCCUUCCCGCGACGGGGACAGCUGCCGCUUCGCACCCAGGCUACGUGUCAAACCUCUUGCACGAUCGCUACAACAAGGGAGAUAUUGUCGAGGUUUCUCACCCCUGCGGUGACUUUUACCUGUCCGCUACUGCCGCCGAGCCCUCCACGCCGGUGGUCCUCAUCUCUGCCGGUGUCGGUCUGACUCCCAUGACUUCGAUCCUCAACACUCUCACAUCCAAGCCUGCGUCAGCUGCGCGAAAGCUGCACUUUAUUCAUGGAGCGCGAACCUCUGCUGCGCGUGCCUUCCGGGAUCAUCUCGAUCAGUUGAAGCAGAGCCAUCCCAAUCUCCAGGUGACGCUCUUCACGGGCCACCCAGCCGAGAACGAAAAGCAGGGUGUCGAGUUUGACUUCGGUGGACGUGUGGACUUGAGUAAAUUGGAUGCCAAGCAAUCACUGUUCACGGAUGCCCCCAACACGGAGUACUAUAUCUGCGGCCCCGACUCAUUCAUGACUGAUAUGCAGGCCGCAUUGAAGGAGAUGGGAGUCGGUGCUGAUCGCAUCAAGAUGGAGCUCUUUGGCACUGGUGGUGUGGCUUGA
Messenger RNA from Penicillium diatomitis, 1263 nucleotides. RefSeq names its product flavohemoprotein (gene fhpA). The record is from RefSeq and is a predicted model, not a curated record. The coding region runs from base 1 to 1263 and encodes 420 amino acids. Gene Ontology annotation, cellular component: intracellular anatomical structure. Gene Ontology annotation, molecular function: oxygen binding; heme binding; FAD binding. Gene Ontology annotation, biological process: nitric oxide catabolic process; cellular response to nitrosative stress. The transcript has a single exon. Lineage: Eukaryota; Fungi; Ascomycota; Eurotiomycetes; Eurotiales; Aspergillaceae.